Messenger RNA from Neoarthrinium moseri, 2055 nucleotides. RefSeq lists its product as uncharacterized. Lineage: Eukaryota; Fungi; Ascomycota; Sordariomycetes; Amphisphaeriales; Apiosporaceae. Bases 1 to 2055 code for a protein of 684 amino acids. Gene Ontology annotation, cellular component: membrane. The record is from RefSeq and is a predicted model, not a curated record. The transcript is spliced from 7 exons. Gene Ontology annotation, molecular function: amino acid transmembrane transporter activity. Gene Ontology annotation, biological process: amino acid transmembrane transport.
AUGGACAGCGAAAAACGGGUUCAGGCAAGCUCGGCGACUGCAUUAGCAGCAAGCGCGGCCAAGGGUCCUUCGAGCCAACUCAGGCCUAUGCUGUCAGAGCGUCAUGUCAACAUGAUGAGCUUUUCGCAAUGCAUUGGCAUUGGACUUUUCCUCCAGACCGGACGGGUCAUCUAUCUCGUAGGCCCGGGGCUCGCCACAAUCUGUUUUGUGUUGGCUGGCACUGUGAUGUGGUCCAGCGCUGCAUGUCUAGGUGAGAUGGCAGCAUUAUUCCCAGUGAAGGGCCCCAUCAUUGAGUUUCCUCGACGCUUCCUUGAUGAGUCGUUAGGCUAUGCAGGAGGGUGGAUGACAUGGUUCUCUUGGAUAAUUCUCGUGUCUGCCGAACUCGUCGCCAUCACGCACAUAUUCCAAUUCCGAUACCCCCCAGAACUACUGGCGGAGGCAGAGUAUCCCGAGCCAACGCUGGAAUACCACCCGAGAGUCUCGCCGGCAGUUUUAGUGUUCUGCUUCCUCAUAGCCAUGGUACUAGUCAACAUGCUUCCAGUACGUCAGCUUGGCCGGCUUGAGUACAUAUUUGGUUUGAUUAAGAUGAUAUUCAUCGUCACGAUGAUCAUCCUGAACGUCAUUCUACAAGUUCGGCUGCCAACGGGCAAAGAGCCAAUGUGGACCUACAACAGCCCGUACUCCUUUGCAUCAACGAAUAUGACUCUGCCAAACGGGUAUGUUGUAUCAGGAGGUGGGGCACAAUUAGGCGCAGUAUGGGAUGCAUUGUCGUCAUGCUUGUUUGGUCUAAUAGGCUUCGAGACUAUUGCCAUAACCGCAGCCGAGAACAGAGACCUGAGAACCGAAGAAACAGUUAAGAUCGGUACACGGAAAAUUGCGCUACGCAUCAUAUUACUAUACGCUCUCGCUGCUUUUACCGUAGGAACGAACGUACCGUAUACUUAUCCUUUGCUCGAGGACAAGAAUGUCAUAUUCUUUGGAUACGGCCAUAACUGUGUAUGGGUCAUAUCAACAGUUCUGAAUCGACUCAAAGGCUGGCCACUCUUCAUCAAUGAUUUCAUCAUCUUCUCUGCCGCCACCGCCGGCGCUAAUGGUCUUUACAACGCCUCUAGGACACUUCAUGCCUUGGCAAGCAUCCCAGACGUCUGGCCGGACAUCAGGCCGAUCCAUUCUUUCAGACGUCGUCUAGAACGAACUAGCUAUGGAGUACCCCAUGCGGCUGUCUUUGUCAGUGCAGCUUUCGGAAUGCUGGGGUUGUUGGCCGUGAAUGAGAAUUCAGAGGUCGUACUUGGUCGAAUGGUCCGGUUCUGUGUUACGUCCUUGAUGAUUACAUACGGGCUUCUCGCAGCCAGCUACCUGUCGUUCUUUCGGAGUAUAAAAGCUGCAGCCGAGGGCCGAGACGAAAAUAUUGAGAAUAAGGACGCUCCUGAAAUCCGUCGAUUAUAUGACCGCGAUGGACCCCAGUAUCCUUACAAGUCACAUGGUCAAUACAUCCGUGCUUGCUACGCACUCUUUGGUUGCUCGGUCCUGAUUCUAUUCAACGGGUGGCGCACGCUUGUGCCCCCGACGGGUAUCCAGGACUUUGUUGCCUGCUAUAUCGCCCUGGUGAUCCUGGCCCUGAUCGUUGUAUUGUACCAGAUCAAGUUCUGGGGAUGGAAUCCGCUCGGGUGGCAAAGACGAGCCACAAAUGAGCUGCAGAUUCCUCGUCCAGAGAUAGCGACCUCAAUUCCCAGGAGAGGGGAGUUGGCACUCGUAGACACGGACAAUCUGUUCAUCAAGGGAAACGUGAAGCAAUUUGGAAGAUGGAUUUGGCGGGCCGUUCAGGACGAAACAAGGGUGGCUGUGGACGUGGACGUGGACGUAAGGGCAGCUGUGAGCCCGUGGGUUCUGGUUCGUAGAACCCCCGCAACUGCCGCGCCGCGGUGUACGUCGUUGGAGACGCAACGACAGGAGGUGCUGCUGGGGCAUAGUAUCCGGCUAGUUCUGGAUUCUCUACAUCUGCAGGCGGUGGGGGAUGUGGUGCCCGCGCGCUUGCAAAUGAGGACCGAGGUGUGA